Molecule: messenger RNA, 6099 nt
Organism: Lodderomyces theae
Lineage: Eukaryota; Fungi; Ascomycota; Pichiomycetes; Serinales; Debaryomycetaceae
Gene: GDB1
Product: bifunctional 4-alpha-glucanotransferase/amylo-alpha-1,6-glucosidase
Exons: 2
Coding region: 1-6099 (2032 amino acids)
Biological process (GO): glycogen catabolic process; glycogen biosynthetic process
Molecular function (GO): 4-alpha-glucanotransferase activity; amylo-alpha-1,6-glucosidase activity
Source: RefSeq, a predicted model, not a curated record
AUGUUUGCUGUAUCGUCAGAUAGCUCGAGCAGGAGAACUGUGUCUGCACCACUAGUACAAUCAAAGACCCCACGUUCGUCUGAACCAUCACCCUCCAAAAAGAGGUGGAGAGAAAUAUUGAGGCCGGGGAAAACGUACACCCCAAAACCAUCGGCCCAGCUCAAACGCAAUGCAGGUUACGGUGGCAGCUUCAUGCCGUUGGAUGACUCAAGAGCAGAUAAAACACCAUUCCCUCCCAUGUCUAUACAAGAGCCGAUGCUAACACCACCGUAUCUAUCUACCCCCAGCUUGGAGGUGCCUAGCAAGUUUGAAAGAGGUUGCAGCACCGCAGGCACAACCCCUCAAAGUAUCAAUUCUUUUGAAAGUCCCGGCAAGAAUGAGAACUUUUCUCACACUGGUGGGUUGAAUCUGUCCUUUGUCAAUAUCUUGAAUAACAACUUGCCCCAUUUGAUGAAAAGGAAAGACAGUCAGGAAUCUUCUACAAGAACUUCAAUCUCGACAAAAAAUCUGCAAGAUAACACAUGUUUUAUCUGCUCGGAAUUGUUGCUGAAUGUCUUGCAAAGUGAAAGAGUUUUGAAAUUGAACUGCGGAGAUCUGGUACAUUUUGAAUGUUUUAAAACAGCAUUUGAUAAGGAGCUAGCUGGUGGUAAAAACAAUGAACCGAACUUGGAGUUGCCAAACCUAUGUCAUGGUUCAAUUUGCAAGGGGCAACGACUGGUUACAAUCGAUAUUCGAAAUUUGAACUCACUUUUCAAAAGGCCAUAUACAUCAGCACUCACACCAAAACGGCCAGCUCCUCAACCAAAGGCUAGUCCUGAAUCAAAAGUGAAGUUGCAAAGUGUCAACUUUAAGGCAUUGAAAUCCACAUUGAGCCACACUCAUCUUGAGCUUUCAAGGCGCAGUUCGCUCAGGAAUCGAGAUACAAUGACAUCAAGCAUACGGUCUCCUUCGCCAGUGAAUACAAUAUCAACAACCAUGACGGACUCAUAUAACAUCAACGGGUUUGAUAAUGGCCAAAGUGCUGAAACUGUUGUCAACCAGCUAAUGCAGUACUUGUUGACAAACUGUACCACCUUAAAUUUUGCCAAAUUGUCACAGUUGGGGAUGUUGAGGACAGCUGACCAAUUACAAACCAAAAUCGAAGAUGGGCCUUUCAAGGAGAAGUAUUGUUACCUUUUUGAAAAUUCCGUGGUAAUUUGGGACAGCACAAGCGAAGCGUUUUUCAUUCCAGUCAACAGUGCAAAGAUUUCAUGCAAGGGCUCCAUAGUGACCAUAACCCCAACUGUGGGUAAUGUGUUGCAUCUUUCACUUCAAUCCCACCUCAGCUCAGUUAUUGAAAAAUGGGCCAUUGUAUUGAUGGAUCUUUCUGUUGAUGUUCCCGGCUGCAAAAUUACAAACACAAUAGAUUUAGCGCCAAAAGCACAAAGUGUUUUUGGAGGAUUCUUGAAUACAAUGAGUCCAAUUAUGGAUCUGCCGAAUGACUUUCCACAUGGAGUAGACUCCCUUGCAACAAGAACAAAUGAGGCGAAGGUGAAUGACGGAGAUAGUGAUUCUGAUGCCGAUUCUGAUGAGGAGCUCAUACAGCGUGCUUUGAAGGAGAAACUGAUCGAUUUGAAGGAGUUACAUAAGCCUGUGAAUAAUGAAAAUGUUGCCAAUGGUGUGUUGAGCUUGCCGUCGAGUGAUUAUGCUGAAAAUUACAAACCUGGAGACCCGAUUUUCAAUUUGCAAUUCCAGUUGAAUGCCGCAAGUAAAGUGGCAAGAAAGGGGGUUUUCCAUACAAAUGCUCCUCCCACAUAUAAAGACGAAUUUGACAGAUACAAGUACUACGACCAGUCCAUUGAGUCCUCCUUCCAUGAAGACAUUUCUUUUACUAUUCCAUUGUACAGGCCAGGAGCGUACAACUACUACAUUUCCUAUGAGGACGAAAAUGGGAACGACCGGGAGACUGGAAAAUAUUAUUUCAAUGUCCCGCCUUACUUUGCAAUCAAUGGGAAAUUUGUUCCCUUUAAUGCAAUCAACGUUGAGACUGUGGUUUCCAAAUGGAUUGGACUGUACGACCGCUGGCCAAAGUUUUUUGAAAACAUAAAGGCAAAAGGGUACAAUAUGAUUCAUUUCACGCCUUUGCAAGAACGAGGUGAAUCAGACUCCCCGUACUCGAUUUUUGACCAGUUGAAGUGGGAUCCCAAUAUUUUUCCUGACCAAGAGAAAGCUGUUGAGCAGAUUCAUAAAGUGUUGCAUGAGAACGGUUUGUUGAGCUUGACGGAUGUCGUUUGGAACCACACUGCUAAUAAUUCAGAGUGGUUGAAAGAUGCCCCUGAUUCGGGCUACAGUGCAUACACCGCUCCACACUUGAUCCCUGCUAUCGAGUUGGAUGGUGCAUUAUUGGAAUUUAGUGAAAAGUUGGAGGAAUUGAACUUGCCAACUACUAUCGAGAAUGAAUCAGAUUUGGGUAAGGUUAUGGAAGGAAUCAAGUCUAAGGUAUUGGAUGGGUUGAAGUUAUGGGAGUAUUACGUUUUCAAUCGGAACCAGACCUUGUCCGAGUUGCAAGAAACAUACAACAAACAAAAGUCAUCCAUCCAUGGUAUCGAAAUACCUGACAAUGUUGACAAGAGCAACAUUGACCUGUUGUCGAAAUUUGUGUUGGAGACGGCAAACACCCACGCUAAGCCAAUCUUGGGCCACAGAUUUGAAAACAAACUAGACACCAAAAAGUUUUUAUCUAUCUUGGUUGCAUUGUCUGAUGAAGUUGGCAGUAUUAUUGACAAAGCUGGCGAGGUAGUUGAUCAAAUCAAUGCUCCUUUGUACAGGGAGUACGACGAUGACUUGGGGACUAUUCAACAGCAGAUUGAAGACAGAAUCCGCUUUUUAAGAUUAGCUGACAAUGGUCCAAAGUGGGGAAAAGUCACAAAAGCGCUUCCUAUUACAGAGCCUUACUUUACAAGAUUCACCGAUAAGGAUGGCAAGAAACAAGCCUUGGCCAAUAAUGGUUGGAUUUGGGGCGGGAACCCGUUGGUGGAUUUUGCAUCCGACCAAUCGAAAGCAUACUUGCGAAGAGAGGUGAUUGUAUGGGGCGAUUGUGUCAAGUUGAGAUACGGGUCAAGGUAUGAAGACUCUCCCCAGUUGUGGGAUAGAAUGAUCAAGUACACCAGGGAAAUGGCAAAAGUGUUUACAGGAUUCAGAAUUGACAAUUGCCACAGCACGCCGUUGCAUGUUGGAGAAAGAUUGUUGGAUGAGGCAAGAAAAGUGAAUCCAAACUUGUAUGUCAUUGCUGAACUAUUCUCCGGCUCCGAGGAAAUGGACAAGAUUUUUGUUGAGAGAUUGGCAAUAAACUCAUUGAUCAGGGAAGCAAUGCAGGCUUGGAGUGUUGGUGAGUUGUCUUCGUUGGUCCACAAGCAUGGUGGACGCCCCAUUGGUUCAUUGACUUGGUUACCAUUAAGUGACUUUUCCUACCCAGCGGAGAAGGAGCCCGAAUUGCGCAAAACAAAGGAAGGAUACACGGAAUUGGACAUCCCACAAGUUUUGACCAGUACUGCGCCGCAUGCCAUCUUCAUGGACUGUACCCAUGACAACGAGACUCCGGCUCAGAAGAGAACAGUUGAGGAUACUUUGCCCAAUGCCGCGCUUGUGGCGUUCUGUUCAUCGGCCAUUGGUUCUGUGUAUGGAUACGAUGAGUGCUAUCCCCAUUUGCUUAAUGUCGUCAGUGAAAACAGAUUGUACGAUUUGGAUGACACUAAUGGAAUUGUGAAGGUGAAGUCGAGAUUGAAUGCUAUUCGUAAACAACUUGCAGAAGAAAGUGAGGAUAUUGCUCGUGAUCACGAAAUGUAUAUUCAUCACGAGGGGCAGUAUAUUACUAUUCAACGCUACAAUGCAAGGACUGGGAAAGGGUGGUUUCUCAUUGCAAGAAGUAAAUUUUAUGCAAACGAAACAGAGCAGAUUUUGUCUCCUUCCGUUCUUGGUGGAACCAAGGUGAAACAUGAGUUUAGUUAUGUUUUGAAGAAAACAGGUGAGUACCAAAAGGAUGACAAGUUUUUGAAAGGGAUUCCUACUGAAGUGGUGGAUAUUGAAGCGCCACAUGUUGAGGAAAAGAAUGGUGAUAGCAUUAUCCAAGUGAAUGGUAGUUUUAUUCCAGGAUCUAUUUCAGUAUUUUCGACAGAAAUUCCCGGUGUUGACAUCAAGUUGGAUGAAUAUGUGAGAGAAGGGGCCCUUGAAGCUGCAUUGGAUUUGAACUUGUACGAUUUGAAUGCUGUGCUCUAUAGAAGUGCUCCCGAGGAACUAGAUGCUAGCGGAGGCAAGGAAAGCGUCUAUAAUAUUCCUCAAUAUGGCGAUUUGGUUUAUGCUGGUCUUGAAGGUUGGCAAACUGCAUUGAAGCAUGUAAUUUGGUCUAACAACUUGGGCCAUCAAAUUUGUAAUCACUUGCGUGAUGGUGCGUGGGCUUUGGAUUAUGUUGUGCAAAGGUUGGACAAGUACAAGAAUGAACGCUUAGGCAAGUUUCAAAAAUGGUUGAAGGAUCGAUUUGAUGCAGUUAAAAAGGUUCCUUACUAUUUGAGACCUCAUUACUUUUGUUUGGUUGUUGGGAUUGCAUAUGAGGCAGCUAGGUUUAGAGCAUUGAGACAGUUGAGCAAGCCAAUUCAAAAAGCCACCAAUUUUGUUCAAAGUUUGGCAUUGACAAGCGUGCAAAUGACUGGUUUUAUGAACAAUACGUCUCUUGUACCAGACAAGUCGGUUGCGUGUUUGGCAGCAGGAUUGCCACAUUUCAGCAAUGAUUACAUGAGAUGCUGGGGAAGAGAUGUUUUCAUUUCCUUUAGAGGUCUUUUGAUUGUCCCUGAAAGGUAUAAUGAUGCAAAAGAGCAUAUACUUGGAUUUGCCAAGACCUUGAAGCACGGAUUGAUUCCGAAUUUGUUGGAUGCAGGUAGAAAUCCUAGGUACAACGCUAGGGAUGCUGCGUGGUUCUUUUUGCAAGCUAUUCAGGAGUAUGUGCUCCAUGCACCUAAUGGGGAAAAAAUUUUGGAUGAAAAGGUUUCCAGAAGAUUUCCCUUGGAUGAUACGUAUGUUACCGUUGAUGACCCUAUUGCAUUCAGCUAUGAGACAUCAAUCAGAGAUGUAAUUUUUGAAAUUUUCCAACGUCAUGCAAAAGGCAUAAAGUACAGAGAGGCCAAUGCAGGGCCCAAUCUUGACUCGCAAAUGAAGGAUGAGGGAUUCAAUGUUGAAGUGGGGAUCGAUUGGGAGUCUGGGUUUGUACACGGCGGCUCGCAAUUUAAUUGUGGUACCUGGAUGGACAAGAUGGGUGAAAGUGAACGUGCUCAUAAUAAGGGGGUACCCGGAACGCCUAGAGACGGUGCUGCUGUCGAGUUGCAAGGUUUGCUAAAGAGUGCAUUGAGGUGGGUCAUCGACUUGAACAAGCAAGGUAAGUUUGAGUACACUGAAGUGGAAAAGGGCAAUGGAGAGAAAAUCUCCUUCAAAGAGUGGGACAAGUUGUUGCAGGACAAUUUUGAGAAGCGAUUUUAUGUACCUGUGAAUGCAAGUGAUGAUGGCAUAUAUGAUAUUGACUCUUCGUUGGUCAAUAGGAGGGGCAUCUACAAAGACUUGUACCAUACAGGAAAACCUUAUGAAGAUUACCAAUUACGUCCAAAUUUCCCAAUUGCAAUGUGUGUGGCUCCAGAGUUGUUCACUCCAGAACUAGCAUUGACUGCGAUAAACAAUGCUGACGAAAUUAUAAGAGGACCCGUUGGUAUGAGGACAUUGGACCCACUGGAUUACAACUAUCGGCCAUACUAUAACAACUCCAUUGACAAUGAUGACUUUGCCACGUCUAAAGGCCGCAACUACCAUCAAGGACCAGAGUGGGUGUGGAACUAUGGCUACUUUUUGAGAGCGUUUUUGUAUUUCCAUUUGAAAGGAAGCGAUGGCACGAUUGAGUUGUUUACAUUGCUUAAUGACAGGAUUCAACAUCAUAUUAACUGGAUAAAGGAGAGCCCCUGGGCUGGGUUGACAGAGUUGACCAACAAGGACGGUGAAUUUUGUGGAGACUCUAGUCCAACUCAAGCGUGGAGUAGUUCCUGCUUGUUGGAUUUGUACUUCGAUAUCUAUAGAUACGUAUAG